Erythranthe guttata (spotted monkey flower) is the source of this 1110-nucleotide messenger RNA. NCBI's taxonomy places the organism in Eukaryota, Viridiplantae, Streptophyta, Magnoliopsida, Lamiales, Phrymaceae. The record is from RefSeq and is a predicted model, not a curated record.
AGCUUAUUUUUCAUAAAGUAGAAGAUUUUGUGAAUAUAAAUCAUAAUUUCACUUUUAUUUAAAUAAGGAAAUUCCGAAUAGCCAGCCCACUGAUGAACAGAGUUCUUUCUCUCUCCCCAUUCUUAUCCUUGAAUCCCUUUACAAACAGAUUGGUUGUGAAAAUGUCGGCAACAGCCGCCAGUAACGUUGGAAUUCCGGCCGGUUCCCUGGUGGUGAAGCCUCCGGCGCACCCCACCUAUGACCUCAACGGUGUUAUACAGCUGGCGCUCUCCGAGGACGCCGGCGAUCGAGGGGAUGUGACUUGUAAAGCAACAAUUCCUGUCGAAAUGGAAGUGGAAGCCUAUUUUUUGGCAAAGGAGGAUGGAAUUGUGGCAGGUAUUGCACUUGCAGAAAUGGUAUUUAAAGAGGUCGAUCCUUCGCUAAAGGUUGAGUGGUACGUAAAAGAUGGUGAUAGUGUGCACAAAGGCCUACAAUUCGGCAAAGUACAUGGAAGAGCACACAAUAUUGUUGUGGCUGAAAGGGUUGUGCUUAACUUUAUGCAGAGAAUGAGUGGAAUAGCAACUCUGACGAAGGCAAUGGCGGAUGCUGCUCGCCCUGCAUACAUUUUAGAGACUAGGAAAACUGCUCCAGCAUCUGGGAAUGUGACGCUCGAGACUGUAAACAAGAUUGGGCAAUCUGGGGUGACCUACAUUUCCAGUGGUGCGCUAACACAUUCUGUUAAAGCCCUCGAUAUUUCACUGAAAAUCGACACGGAGCUUGCACUUGAAGUUGGGAAGCGUACAAAACGUGCAUGAUUUUUUUCUCAUUCGGACGAAAAUAAUGGGAAAACUAUUCACCGUGAUCUCCAUUACACAGUUAUACUAAUUGGAAGGUACUAAUAAUAUAGCGCAUCAUCAUUUCAAUUUACAAGACUAUGUGAGCUUUUCGACUAGAAGAGAAAAAUUGCAUGGCAAAUAAUCCAGAGCGCUUAUACGCAGAUUCUUGCUAUGCAAUUCUUCGCUAGUGCUUUGUCGAGGCGGUUUCACUUGUAUAAUUUUUCGAGUCAUGACUUUUAUGUGACAAAAUUUUGAUGCUUUUAUGUAUUCAGAAGGUUUUUUACGACAUGCAUUA